Messenger RNA from Nerophis lumbriciformis (worm pipefish), 2424 nucleotides. The record is from RefSeq and is a predicted model, not a curated record. Lineage: Eukaryota; Metazoa; Chordata; Actinopteri; Syngnathiformes; Syngnathidae.
AUGUCGUCGCGCAAGCUGGAGCCACGCGUCAUGCUCAUUCUGUGCCUUAUCUCCACGGCGGCGUGCAACACUUCCAUGUCCACCGAGGAGCCUUCUGACACGGGCGCCAAGUCGGACGGCUACUGCAGCCGCAUCCUGCGGGCUCAGAGCGCCCGGAGGGACGGCAACAGUGAGUUCAGGCUGCGCGUGGAAGGAGACCCCGAGAGCUACCAGCCAGGGAGCACCUACAGAGUGACUCUUUUUGCGACCAACCCCUCUUACUUCAGAGGCUUUACCCUCAUUGCCUUGAAAGAGGGUGCAGAAGGCGACAAGGAGGAGGACUAUAUUGGAAAUUACCAGAUAAUUGAUGAGGAGGAAACCCAGUUUAUGAUAAACUGCCCACCUGCAGUGACUGAGGGGACCCCUCGUCGACGGACCAGCAUCCAGGUUUUCUGGACCGCGCCCCCUAGCGGCUCUGGUUGUGUUUUCCUCAAGGCAAGCAUUGUGCAGAAGAAGAUCAUCUAUUUCCAGGAUGAAGGCCCUCUCACUAAGAAAAUGUGUGAGAAAGAAUCUCUGUAUGGUGAUGCCACAAAUCAACCCCUGCUUGACUGCUGUGCCUGUGGAACAGCAAAGUACAGAGUCACCUUCUAUGGGAACUGGUCAGAGAAGAUUCACCCUAAAGACUACCCACGUCGUGCCAAUCACUGGUCAGCCAUAAUUGGCGCAUCCCACUCAAGGAACUACAUGCUGUGGGAAUACGGAGGAUUGGCCAGUGAUGGGGUCAGACAAGUAGCUGAGCUAGGAUCACCAGUUAAAAUGGAGGAGGAGAUCAGACAAAAGGGUGAUGACGUCCUGACCGUCAUCAAGAUGAAAGCACAGUGGCCGGCUUGGCAGCCACUUAAUGUGCGAGCUGCACCAUCCGCGGAAUUCUCGGUUGACCGUGCCCGUCACCUUAUGUCCUUUCUGACCAUGCUGGGGCCAAGUCCUGACUGGAAUGUGGGUCUGUCUGCAGAGGAUUUGUGCACCAAAGAAUGUGGCUGGGUCCAAAAAGUAGUCCAAGAUCUCAUCCCCUGGGAUGCAGGCACUGAUAGCGGGGUGUCAUAUGAGUCACCUAACAAACCGACAGUGCCCGAAGAUAAAAUCCGUCCUCUGACCAGUUUGGACCAUCCUCAAAGCCCUUUCUAUGACCCUGAAGGAGGAGCUAUCAGUCCUGUGGCCAGGAUUGUAGUGGAACGUAUUGCCAGAAAGGGAGAGCAGUGCAACAUUGUACCAGACAAUGUGGAUGACAUUGUGGCAGAUAUUGCCCAGGAGGAGAAAGAAGAAGAUGACACCCCCGAGACAUGUAUCUACUCCAACUGGUCUCCAUGGUCGGCUUGCAGCUCGGCAACAUGUGAAAAGGGGAAGCGGAUGAGGCAGAGGAUGCUCAAGGCCCAGCUGGAUCUGAGUGUUCCCUGUCCGCACACCCAGGAUUUCGAGCCUUGCAUGGGGCCGGGAUGCAGCGACGAAGACGCAUCCACCUGUAUGAUGUCAGAGUGGAUCACUUGGUCUCCAUGCAGUGUGUCAUGUGGGCAAGGUACACGUUCCCGGGAACGUUAUGUUAAGCAAUUCCCAGAUGACGGCUCAGUCUGCACUCUACCCACGGAGGAGACCGAAGACUGUGUCGUCAACGAGGAAUGCUUUCCCAGCAGCUGUCUAGUAACUGAGUGGGGGGAAUGGGAUGCCUGCAGUGCCACUUGCGGUCAGGGCAUAAAAAGAAGGGAGCGUAUGGUGAAGAUGCCUCCUGCAGAUGGGUCCAUUUGUGGAGCUGAAGUUGUGGAAGUCGAGAAGUGCAUGAUGCCAGAAUGUCAUACAAUCCCAUGCAUGCUGACUAUGUGGUCGGAUUGGAGUGACUGCAGCGUCUCAUGUGGCAAGGGUCUAAGAACACGGCAACGGAUGCUCAAGUCGCCUGUUGAGCUAGGAGACUGCACAGAAGAGUUGGACCAGGUGGAGAAGUGCAUGCUACCGGAAUGUCCCAUAGACUGUGUCAUGUCCGAGUGGAGCGAGUGGUCUGAGUGUAAUAAGUCCUGCGGUAAAGGUCACACGAUCAGGACACGCACAGUCAAGUUGGAGCCUCAGUUUGGUGGAGACCACUGUCCUGAAAGUAUCCAGAGGAAGAAGUGUAAGGUCAGGAAGUGCACCAGAUCAGGACAGGGAAACGGUGAAGAGAAUAAACGACGCAAGGAGUCGCGAGAAAAAAAGAGGAGCAAACAGACCAGGACUGCGUUUGCCUAUGAGCAUCCAGGAUGUAAAAUGAGGCCAUGGUCAAGCUGGACUGAAUGUACCAAAGUGUGCGGCGGAGGUAUUCAAGAACGGCUAAUGACUGUGAAGCAAAAGUUCAAGACUGCACAAUUGUCCAGCUGCAAGGACAGGAAGGAGAUUCGAGCAUGUAACGUGCACCCUUGUUAA